Messenger RNA from Mesorhabditis belari, 1722 nucleotides. The record is from the annotation of a GenBank genome assembly. NCBI's taxonomy places the organism in Eukaryota, Metazoa, Nematoda, Chromadorea, Rhabditida, Rhabditidae.
AUGGCACGGACUCGAAAGCAAGCCAAGGCAGCUGAGCAAGCUGCUGACGAACCGGUUGAGGAUCAACCUGGGCCUUCCGAUGCUCCAGCUCAAAAGCGACGUCGUGUGGCGCCAGGUGCGGUUAAACCAAAGGAAAAGGUCAAAGAAGAGGAAAAGGAUGCCGAUGAAGAGGAAGAAGAGAAGCCAGAGACAAACCACAAGAGUGCACCUCGGGUUGUCCGCUGUGUUGGCCCGGCACCAGUUUUCGAAAGUUGUUCUAUAAAGGAAAAGUCUGUGGUUUACGCGAUGCAAGAUUCCGUAUACAGUGUAAUGCUCAACAAAACGGACAUUGGCAACAACAACAAUAAAUUUUAUGGAAUUCAAGUGCUUCAACUAGAAAAUAACCAAUUCGGAUGCUUUCUUUGGUGGGGUCGUGUCGGUUAUGCCGGGCAAAACUCUCUGGCCCGUUUUCCUAGUGCAAUUGGAGCUACAAAUAUGUUUUGCAGCAAAUUUUCGGCAAAAACUGGCUUAGCUUGGGAUGAGCGAAACGAGGCAGCUGUCUAUGGAAAGUACCGUCUUGUCGAGAUUGACCAGUUUCAAGACACGCUUGAUAAAGAGAAUGAAGGCAAUGAGCAAGAUGCCGAUGAUAAGGUCAAACAAGAAGUGCCUGAUAGUGUCCUAGCAGCUGAAAUUCAAGAAGUUAUCAAAAUGAUCACCAAUUUGUCGAUGCUUGCCAAUGGAAUUCGCUCAAUUGAGCUCAGCUACGAGAAUUCAGAAAAAAUGCCACUAGGAAAACUGACGGCUGCUCAAUUGGAACGAGGCUACGAAAAUUUGAAAGAACUCGAAAAUCUACUAAAGCGAAAGAAGUGUGACAGAUCAUUAUUGAUUCGUGCUACAAACGAUUUCUACUCAAAUAUUCCUCACAGUCUGGGAUUUUCUCGUCCAAAGGUCAUUGAUGAUAUGGAUGAAGUCAAAGCAAAAUGUGAAUUGCUUGAUACUUUGAAGGAAGUACAAAUUGCCAUCAAAACUAUCAAGGAAGGAGAAAAUGGAAUCAAGGAAGAGCAAAAUCCGAUUGAUCGCAUGUAUCUUUCACUAAAAUGCGAUUUUCAAGUGGUGUCGCCAAAGAGUGCCAAUUUCAAGAUGAUUCAAGAUUACAUGCAAAAGACUCAUGCAUCUACACAUACAUUUGCUAUGAAGAUUAAAACAGUCUUUGAAGUCAAACGCCAUGUGGAAGAUGAACGAUUUAUUGAUCAUGGAAAUAAAAUGCUUUUGUGGCAUGGUUCGCGUUUGACUAACUUCUGUGGAAUUUUAUCUCACGGCCUUCGAAUUGCUCCUCCUGAGGCGCCAUGUACUGGAUACAUGUUUGGUAAGGGAAUCUACUUUGCUGACUCUUCAUCGAAAUCCGGAAACUAUUGCUACCCAAAGAACAAGGAAGAGGGAUUACUUGUUUUGGCAGAAGUUUCACUUGGAGUUGUAAACGAGAAGAAAGGGGCCGAUUAUGAUGCUUCUAAAUUACCAGCUGGAAAACAUUCAACCUUUGGAAUGGGACAAUGGGCACCGAGUUCUGGAAAGCAGAGUUUCAAGAAGAUAUUCGACGAUGUUGUUGUUCCUAUGGGCCCACUUGAACGUGUCACCGAUCGAACAGAUUGCUCGCUACUUUACAACGAGUAUAUCGUGUAUAACGAAGCUCAGGUUCGUCUGCGUUUUCUUGUACAGACCGAGUUCAGCGACGAUCUCGACAUU